Messenger RNA from Aspergillus saccharolyticus JOP 1030-1, 678 nucleotides. RefSeq lists its product as uncharacterized. The transcript has a single exon. The coding region runs from base 128 to 307 and encodes 59 amino acids. Lineage: Eukaryota; Fungi; Ascomycota; Eurotiomycetes; Eurotiales; Aspergillaceae. The record is from RefSeq and is a predicted model, not a curated record.
CUGAUUUUUAGACGAUAGUCACAGUCUUGCUGCAUGCUGUGCGUUGGGAUGAACGGACUACUAUAGUAGACAAUGGUACUGUACCUGGCAGUACUCUGUACUCCUGUCACUGCCCACGGAUGAGAUCAUGACGGCUCCGUCCAGUCCAGCCAGCCAGGCUCCACCUUUCACCUCUCGGAGAAUUUAUCAAGCCAAGCCACACCACGAGUUAAAUUGGAGCUCCCGCCCGCUCCCCGUUGCGUGGGUGACGUAUCGAUGUAUCUGGGGGUCAGGACUGAUGACGGUGGCGUAUGAGUCCAAUUUAUGAAUCGGUGUCGGUUCAGGUUCUCGCUACGUGAGUCAGGUUGAUUUCAUGCCAGCUAGAAUUCUUUUCGGUGCAGCAAACAGACUCACUUCCUGGCUCACUACCGAAUCACCCGUUAACUGUCAAGGAGUGACAAGCAACAAUGGGGGGGCGAUGCCAAGGCCACCAUCCGGAUCAAAAGCACUGACGUAAUGGAUGGAUGGCUGACUAAGAUCGCGUGGCGCUGCAUUGGCCAAACACCAAUGGUCUAGAAUGCAUGGAUGUUAAUAUAAGUCUUAGUGGGAUCGGCAGUGAUGGGUCAAGAAGUAGUUUAUUUAUUCCAUGCUAGUAGUCCUAAGUAGCUCCGUACUGCUACUGUGUGUACUGAAAAUAAU